AUGUACGAGGGCCGCCUGCGUGGCCGGCCGAAGCCGAGCGACGACGUCGAGUUGCCGCUCCGGGGAAGCGGCCUCACGAACCGGAAGCGCGAGCGCGCGUCGCGCUACAGCGACGACAAGCCCGAGGCGUCGCCGGAAGGCGCGGCGCGCACGCUCCGCAAGGCGCGGCCCGCCGACCGGCGGUGGCUCCGCAAGGCAUUACGGCAGGCCGACGCCGAGGGCGCGGGCCCCGACUCGGGCCGCGUCGUUAGAGCGGAGCCAGGGUGGUCGAGAAGCAGAAACGCGAGAAUAGCGGCGCUCUGCGAACGCCUGGGGUUGAGAUCGAUCGUGGCCACGUCGGGCGACGGCCUGGCCGGCGUCGGCGGCAUUCCCUACCACGCGCCGCCGGACGUCGCGCGGCGGCUGCGCGCGGGCCUCGAGGGCACGGCGGCGCUCGAUGACGACGACGAGGACACGGACGGCAAGUCGUCGGAAGAUGAGCGGCUGGAGCGGCCGUCGAUCGUGGCACGGACGUCGUCCACCUCUUCCACGGACGGCCUGCCCAUCCGCAACAUGAUAGCCGAGAGCCCGCCGCCGCCGCCGCCGCCCUCGCUGCGAGCGGGGCCGCUGGCGCGAUGCGAUUCGCUCGUGGAUCGCAUGGGCGGUCUCCUACGCUCCUCAUCGUCCAACUUAGGAAGCGAAACACCGCACUCGCCGCCGCACCGAGCUUUAUCGAUGGAUUCAGCAGCACCCGAGGCGCGGACCGUCUUCUUCGCGACGCCCGGGAGAGGGGAAUUACAGCGCGCUAGGUCGUGCGACAACACGGGCCGGCCGCCGGCGGGCCCGUGCAAGCUGUCCUUCGAUAGCGCACAGACGCGGCGGCCGCCGCGCGACUCCGACGCGUCGACGGUGCGGGCGUCGGGCCGGUUCUCCGUGGGAUUCAACGACCGCGACUCCCUUGCCAGUGCAAGGCGGCGGCGCGACUCGUCGCGGCGCGGCUCGUCGGACCUAGCGGCGGCGCUCAAUGGAAGGGGAUCAUCAAUGAUGCCCUCGGACCGGCCGUCCUUCGCGCCUUCUGAUAGACCACCUCGAUUGGCGCGGUCGCAGCGCAUGCGGUAUAGAAGUUCGCCUUUGAGUGAUGAAGAGAAAACAUCGAGGCCGACCUGGGUUCCUCAAUCAUUGAUGCCGACGCCGGCGCCGCGUCUAGGAAGGUUCACGUCCUCCUCGACCGGGAGUCGUAGGGGCACGCCUCUGAGCGCGAUGGGCACGCCGCAGCACCCCGCGCUGCUGCCCAAGGGCCACGCUUUAUUACAGCGGUCCGUGUCCGUGUGUGCUUGGGGGUCGCACCCGGAGUUCGGCGACUUUGGCGUUUCGGAGCCGGCGUCGGACGCGCGGCUCGCGCGGCUGCGGGCGCUGCUGGCGGCCGAGCAGCGGCGGGCCGAGGAGGCCAAGUUCGCGUCGCCCUAG
Molecule: messenger RNA, 1446 nt
Organism: Pelagomonas calceolata
Lineage: Eukaryota; Pelagophyceae; Pelagomonadales; Pelagomonadaceae
Source: the annotation of a GenBank genome assembly